This is a messenger RNA of Eupeodes corollae, 2908 nucleotides long. It is a transcript of the gene Incenp, whose product is annotated as inner centromere protein. The record is from RefSeq and is a predicted model, not a curated record. Gene Ontology annotation, cellular component: kinetochore; nucleus; midbody. Gene Ontology annotation, molecular function: protein serine/threonine kinase activator activity. Gene Ontology annotation, biological process: mitotic cytokinesis; positive regulation of protein serine/threonine kinase activity; metaphase chromosome alignment. The transcript is spliced from 9 exons. NCBI's taxonomy places the organism in Eukaryota, Metazoa, Arthropoda, Insecta, Diptera, Syrphidae. The coding region runs from base 206 to 2857 and encodes 883 amino acids.
GCCGCGGGUUGCGUUUUGUUAUUCGUUUCUUAAAGCAUUAGAUGCAAAUUUUAUUAAUUUAUAAUUUAAAUAAAUAAAUAAUUAUAAUUUAGUUGCUUGCAAUUAAAAUCUAUUUAUUUGAAUAAUUAAAAAAAACUACAAGAAAAUCAUUUAAACAAAGUUUCGAUUUUUUAUUUUUGUGUGCAAACAAAAAUUCUUCAACAAAAUGGAAGAACUCGGUAGAAAUUUCUUACAAACCAUAAAUCGUGCUAAAAAAUGCGAAGCCGAUUGGGAAAAAGAAAUAAAUUUAAUGCAAAUAAAAAUGCAAGAAGUUUUAUUUGGCUCAAGUACGUCGCUCGCCGCCGUACCAACCCCCACUCUUCUUGUUCCUGCUGCAUCUGCAGCAGUAGCAGCAUCCCCACAACAAACCAAGAAGCGCCCUAAACGUCUAUCAGCUGUAAUUGAUAGAGAUGAAGAUUCUGAGGAUACGCCGAAGCUUUCGAUGAAAAGUCUUUCAAAUGAGAUUGAAGCUGUUGCCAAUGAGACGGUACAAAUUGAACAAACACCCAAAGUACCAGAGCCUUCGCAACCAGAAAACACUGCAACCGAACACAUUUUCGCACGUCCACAGCGUGCCGCCAAAUUGAAAGCCGAUAAUUUGAAAGAAGUAUCAAUAACUGCCAAGAUGAGACGCCCUGAUAAUUUCAAUGAUACUGCUAAAAAGAUUAAGAAAGAAAACGAAACUCGUGCUUCUCAAAUUGCACCAAAGAAAUCAAGUAGAUCGAAUAACAAGGAGAAUGAGAGUAAAAUUUCAAAUGAAUCGGUUUCAAGCACAAAGAAGGUGGUAGAUGAAUCUCUUGUUGUUGUGGCCAACAAGGAAGCACCAGUUGUUGAAAUUUUCUCCGAAGAAGAUGAUGCUUCGUCUGUUUCUAGCAUUGGCUCUAAAAAGAAAUCAAAGAAAGACAGCAAGACUGCUGUUGUCAAAAUCAAAAAAGAAAAACUUAGUGUACCAUCUGAAAAUAGAGUUUCUGAUAAAUCACAAGCCACAGUGGUUCCAGUUGUUCCUGAACCAGCGGAAGUAAUUCCAAUUGUUGCCCUCAAACGAGAAACAACCGCAUCAACUGAAGAAUCUCUUCAAACAACAACAACAACGUCAAACACUGACACUCUUUCCACAGACACAACCACCGCUGAUACCACCGCAGCUAAUGGCAAACGCACCCGCAAGAAGAAGCCAUUCACUCAUCGGCCAAUCAAAGAGGAACGCGUUAGUUUGGAGGCAGAAACAGUUCCAACUCCAGUUUCAACUCGCACUCGCAGUGGUAGUGCAGCUAGGGCACGACCAGCUUCUAUCUACGAAGAUGCUGUCGAUAAAAUGCCCCAAGAAGCCGUACAAGAAGAGAAAGACGAUGCGCCGUCUACUCCUAAACGAUCUGUUCCAGAAACUAAUGCUACUACUGCAGCACCUGCUGCAAAUGAAACAAUUGCCACUAACAAUGCCACAAUGCUAACAGCGUGCGACGCAACAUUUGUGACCAAUCAAGUGAAUAACACCUUUGCUAUGCCACCUCAGACUACAUUCAAUUUGGGAAAUAAUCCCAAUGCUACAGUUUCCGUAACAAACAACAACGAAACAGCCAAGAAUCCAAAUCUGAACUUGGGCGAUGCUACAUUUGAUGUUCGGACUCCACCACAAAACGAUAGCAUCAUGACUGAGGAUGAUUCUUUCGAUAAGCCAUUAAUGCCAGCGAUGACAAAAAUUCAGCCACCUCCACCACCACCACAAUCGGCAAAGGUCUUGAAGUCCAAAUCUAAAGGCAACGAACUGUUCAACCCAUGUGUACAGAGUCCAGUGAAGAAGAAGGUUGAAGCAUUUGAAAAUCAUGCACAAAAAGCCACAAAUGAGUCCGCCUUGAAGACAAGAUCAAGAAAAGCCAAGGAAAACUCCGAACCAGAGUUGCCAAGUGUCGGAGAUAUGAAAUCAUCCAACAUGGUGACAACACCAGUUAUUGGAAAGCCUCAUGCUCCAGCCUUGGGAAGAUUCCUCACCCCAACACAACAAUCCAAUAUAACACCCAACGCGUCUAAUGCUAAGAAACUACCCAACAGUGCGUCGAAAGCAAUGCAAUUCCCAAUGACGAAGCAGAAUUCGGCAUCAAACUUGAAGAGCACCAGUUCAACUUCAAAGCAAUCAUUGUCACGGGAGAACAGCGAAGAUGACCUGAAGAAGGGUUUCAAUAAGCUUCAGAAAUUGGCAGAUGAACGUAAAAAGAAACGUGAACUUAAGCAUCUGCAAGCGGCUCAACUACGCGAAGCAAAGGAGAAGGAACGUGCCGAACGUCUGCGAAAACUCGUCAAAGAGCGCGACGAGAAGAAUCGCAAAAAAGCCCAAGAACUGGAGCAGAAGAAACGUGAACUCGAAGAAAUCAAUCGAAAUUUGAAGCUCCAAGAAGAACGGGAACAAAAACUGAAAAUUGCGACAGCCAGUGCCACUAAAUCGAAAGUAGACCCAACAGAAAUCGCCCGACAAGAACGAGAACUACUCGAACAGAUGAGAAAGAUGCCACCACCGCCAAAGGUCAACAGCAACAAGUACAACUUCAACAUGCUGCAUAGUGAUGACUCAACCGAUGAGGAGGGCAAAGCCUCCUACAAAAGACCCAAACCGCCAACAUGGAGCAAGAGUUCAGUUCGUGUGGAUGCUAUAACCUGUCAAGCGUAUUGCGCGUCGGAUGUCAUUGAUAGUUUCUUUUCGGUGCAACCGAUGACACCCGACUUGAAGGCAAUCUUCCCCAAUAUCGAUGCACGAUACUUGAAACGUAAUUCAAGCGCCAUCUGGCGGACGCCGCCACGUUAUUCCGAAAUGCCUAAAUAUUAAUAAAACAUAUAUAUGUAUAACUAUUAUUUUUAUAUAUAAAAUUUAAAUUUA